Molecule: messenger RNA, 714 nt
Organism: Fusarium graminearum PH-1
Lineage: Eukaryota; Fungi; Ascomycota; Sordariomycetes; Hypocreales; Nectriaceae
Exons: 1
Coding region: 1-714 (237 amino acids)
Source: RefSeq, a predicted model, not a curated record
AUGAACGGUAUCCCCAUGAAGGAAUCGGGACAAACCGUCGGCUUUCCAGUGUCAAAAGUCCACCCUCUUCUUCCAGACCACCUCCGCGCUCUCAUCAACACCUUUUGCGACCCAAGCGUCAGAGACUGUCUGCUCAACGACCCGAACCUGGGAAAUGCGAAGCUCUUUUUGAGGAUGGGCGAAGAAUCUCCCCGGAAUGAACACUUGAACACAAAGUUGUCACGAGCCGUCUACUUCGAUCAAAUUGUCAACGCAGCAUGCCGCGAUUUGGAGAAGAGAGUCAAGCAAAUGGGUGUAGCCCUUGCCAUCAUCCACAGUACCGGAUAUGACGCAGCCGGUGUUGAGAUUCAGAUUGCCUUCAAUCCCAAAAAGCGGAAAGUGAGCUUGUCGGUGGGAGGCUUUACUCACUGCAAGAAACCCUGCAGCCUCAGCCCAAAUCUCGAGUACGAGUUGGCAUUGGCCAUUGCUCACAAUCCCACGUGGCCGCGACCGCCAGGCGCUGGCGGGUUUGUAGAUUACGACAGUCCACUGGCCCUUGGGGCCAGGGUUGUAUGGGAAACCUUCAGAGGCGCCUACAUGAGUGCAUUUUCCGAGUUGGGAAAUACGGUAGGGCAUUCCAGGUUUGUCCCAGCUGUAGUAAUGGAGCACGCAUGUGCCAUGAGCAACCCAGAGUAUGCAUGGAUAACAGGGGAGCCGGAGGCAUGUUAUGCCUAA